AUGUCUCGAUCAAGCUCUACCAGAGAAUAUCCAAACAGCAAGUAUUAUCACGGCAUUCCAAACAGCCCACCACAGCCAACUAGCAACAAGCGAGUAACCUCGACCACAGAUAAGUCUACCUCUUUAUACAGUAAACUUAAAACCAAAUUUAAGAAACCCGGGAAAAUGGGUCACUCAAACGAAAGGAAAUUCGCCGUCAUGAACUACAUGGCUGGCGGGACUUGCGACUCAAAGAUUAAGGUGACUCGGAGCGGCCACAUGUAUCACGGCCGGGGCACGAAAUUCCCCAGUUCAGUCGGCGAGGCCGUAUAUGAACAUGAUUUUUAUGGGAAUAAUCCCGAGUACGCAAAUAAUCCUAAUUAUGCGAAUGAUUAUAAUUACGAAAAUGAUGGUAACUACGAAACCUACCAAGUAUUUGAGGAUAACGAGCAACAACCCAAUUACGACUAUUACGCCGAUUCGGCAAGAGGACCAUACGUACCAUCCCCGAGUAAUAGUAGCAGUAGCAGCAGUAGUAGUAGUGCCUCGCAUUCAUCACUUGCGUAUCCCCGGCCCGAAGCACCUCAUCCUAUUUCUGCGAAUAUGGGAUAUCCAGAAUAUCCAUCUUCCCCAAGAGGACAAAGAUACUCGAGAAACCCCUACCAACAAUCGUAUUCACCGCAGAUGGAAGGUCGUCCGGAAUACACGGAAUACUCCCCGGUUAAACCAGUAUACUCGCCAUCCGUUUAUUCAUCCAGAGUCUCUUCAUCCAGAAGUUCUCGGAAUUCUAAGAAAUAAACUCCAAUACAACAAUAGUUAACCUGUUAUACCG
This is a messenger RNA of Hypoxylon trugodes, 811 nucleotides long. RefSeq lists its product as uncharacterized. The transcript has a single exon. NCBI's taxonomy places the organism in Eukaryota, Fungi, Ascomycota, Sordariomycetes, Xylariales, Hypoxylaceae. The record is from RefSeq and is a predicted model, not a curated record. The coding region runs from base 1 to 777 and encodes 258 amino acids.